AUGUUGAAGAUGAAUAGCAGCACCAUUACAACUGCUCCUUCUAUGCGCCCCACCACGACCACCACUAAGAAGGAUCAAAGCAAUGAUAAUAACAAUGAUCAGGAGGAUCAUUCAAGCACCAACUCGGCGCUCUUCAAAGAGGUCAUUGAGAUGGUCGUUGAAUUUGGAGCCACUCAUUCGAUGGAUCUCUUUGAAUAUUAUGGAAAGGAGCGGUUGGGUAUUUCCAUUCCUCUCACUCUAGCCUCCAUGUUUGAAUGGUGUUUAUUCAAAUCGAGCAAUAAAUAA
Molecule: messenger RNA, 285 nt
Organism: Naegleria fowleri
Lineage: Eukaryota; Heterolobosea; Eutetramitea; Acrasida; Naegleriidae
Exons: 1
Coding region: 1-285 (94 amino acids)
Source: RefSeq, a predicted model, not a curated record